AUGUCUUUGAAGGAUUUUUAAGUUCUCUCGAAAUUAGGUAUUUAAAUUAUAACUAACCAUUUUUAGGAGAAGGAGCAUACUCAUCAGUCUACAAAGUAAAAAGAUUGGAAGAUGGUCAUGAAUAUGCUUUAAAGAAAGUAAAAUUAUAGAACUUGAAUGAUAAAGAGAAGUAAAAUGCAAUAAACGAGGUUCGCAUUUUAGCAUCAGUAAAGCAUCCAAAUAUAAUUUGUUAUAAGGAAGCCUUUAUUGAUUUAUAGAGUAAUUCAUUAUGGUAUUCUAAAAUGAAAUUUUGUUAUUUAGUAUAGUGAUGGAAUUUGCUGAUGGAAGUGACUUAUAUCAAAAGAUUGUAAAUAGUAAAAAGAACAAUAAACCAAUUGAAGAGUAAACAAUUUGGAAUAUAUUCAUCUAAAUUGUAAGGGGUUUGAAAGCAUUGCAUGAAUUGAAAAUACUGCAUAGAGAUUUGAAAGUAUAAAUAGUAUUGAUCUUUAGAGUGCCAAUGUAUUUUUAUCACAAAAUGGAGAUGUUAAGUUAGGAGAUAUGAAUGUAUCAAAGGUGGCUAAAAAAGGAUUACUUUAUACUUAGACUGGAACUCCCUUUUAUGCUAGUCCAGAAGUGUGGAAAGAUUAACCUUAUGAUCAAAAAUCAGAUAUUUGGAGUUUAGGAUGUGUAAUAUAUGAGAUGGCAGCACUGAAGCCUCCAUUUUAAGCUGAAGAUAUGGAAGGCUUAUAUAAACGAGUAAUACGUGGAUACUAUCCAAAAAUACCUUAGCAUUAUUCACAAGACCUCAAUAAUGUUAUACGAUCUAUGUUGUAAGUGUAACCACAUUUAAGACCUAAUUGUGAUAAACUCUUACAAUUUCCUUCAAUAUUAAAAAGAUAAGAGGAAAUACCAUAACCAGAAUAAGUAGAUAAUGAACCUAAUACUUUGUUAUCAACUAUCAAAUUUCCUAAAAACUACCAUUAUUUUACAUCUAUGUUACCCAAACCUUGUUAUGAUUUUAUUAAUAGAAAACAAAUAAAAUCACUUCAUUCAUAAUAAGCUAGUCCAAAUCCAAGAUCUAUAAUGAGUGUAAAUGGUAGUUAUGAAGAUGUUACUAGUUAGAAAUCUAUUGAAAAGGGAGGUGUUAAUAUUGUUAAUAGAAAACCCUAACCUGAAGUUCUUAUGAUACUCGAAUAUCAAAAUAAAGUAUGAGAAAUACAUAUAUAUUUAUUUAGUAAAUUCGAAAACCUAUAAUGAAGAUUCGACCGAAUAGACAUUCAAGUCAAGAAGAAGUUAGUUUAUUAGAUGUUAUUACUUAAUAAUAAUCAAAAAUCUCAUUAGAAAAUUAAAAGUUACCUAUUUUAGAAGAAUAAUCUCCAAUUAAACGCAAGAUUAGACCUAACAAACAUAGGAAUCAAAGUUUGCCUAAUACUAAUCUACUCCCACUUAUUUAAGCAGGUGUUUUAAAAUGA
Molecule: messenger RNA, 1451 nt
Organism: Paramecium primaurelia
Lineage: Eukaryota; Ciliophora; Oligohymenophorea; Peniculida; Parameciidae
Source: the annotation of a GenBank genome assembly